Molecule: messenger RNA, 4841 nt
Organism: Lontra canadensis (Northern American river otter)
Lineage: Eukaryota; Metazoa; Chordata; Mammalia; Carnivora; Mustelidae
Gene: MAP3K13
Product: mitogen-activated protein kinase kinase kinase 13
Exons: 15
Coding region: 608-3508 (966 amino acids)
Biological process (GO): protein autophosphorylation; JNK cascade
Molecular function (GO): JUN kinase kinase kinase activity; ATP binding; protein homodimerization activity
Source: RefSeq, a predicted model, not a curated record
CCUAAAAGAAGGCAGGCCAUGAGUGCCUGAAGCCUAUUGGUCAGGUCUGCUCUGGACCCUCCCCUUCUUUUUCAUGGCACACACCACAGAGAAGUCUGUGCGGAAUCCUAAACCAGCCCAAUUUACAUCCAUUCAUGAAUCUGUGACGUCAGCAAGCCUCUGGGCUUCUUUGCGGUGGGCUGGAGGAUUGUGUGGGUGGAAUCCCCCUCCCCCUUAUUUUUCUGAUUCUGCAAGGCUUUUUAAAUUAACCUUCCACCUUUUUAAAGCAAGAAAAUGGAACGGCAUGUGUAGGAAUUCUUCAUUGUUUUCCCUUCUAGUAAAUACUAGCUUUGACUUCUCAUGAAUCAAAAGAUCCAAGCAGUCAGUUGCCAUGAGGGUGCCGGAGCCAAGUCUGGGCAGGGAGAGAGGAAUGGAGAGGGCAAAAGACAGAGCAGAGCUCGUGGGGCUCCCUGUGUUCCUUGUUUCCACGUACCAGCUUCUUCUCUGUGCGGUGGCAGUGCGUGGGCGUACGCAUACACACAGGUUUUGGAGCCCUCUCUUGCAUCUGAAUUCUGUGCCACUAAUCCUCUGAGUGUCAUCUCAGGAUCCUGGGCACACUCAUGGCACCAUGGCCAACACGCAGGAGCCCCUGAGCUGCUCCGCUUCCCCACACUUGCCCUCGAGUGAAAGCAGGACCUUCAGCAGACUCCAGGAUGAACUCACGCCUGUGGGGAACCACCCUUCCCCCACGCUCCUUAAGGACCAGCAAGAAAAGGGGGUGGCACAAACAGAGCUAACCGAGAGCAUAAACAGCCCCAUCACCACAACAGUGUUGACAAGCGUGAGUGAGGAUUCCAGGGACCAGUUUGAGAACAGCGUUCUUCAGCUGAGGGAACAUGAUGAAUCAGAGAUGGCCAUGUCUCAGGGGACCAGCAACACCAUGGAUGGAGAGAGCACAAGUGGAACUGAAGACAUCAAGAUCCAGUUCAGCAGAUCGGGCAGCGGCAGUGGCGGAUUUCUGGAAGGACUGUUUGGAUGCUUAAGGCCUGUAUGGAAUAUCAUUGGCAAGGCAUAUUCCACUGAUUACAAAUUGCAGCAGCAAGAUACUUGGGAAGUGCCAUUUGAGGAGAUCUCAGAGCUGCAGUGGCUGGGUAGUGGAGCCCAAGGAGCUGUCUUCUUGGGCAAGUUCCGAGCGGAGGAAGUGGCCAUCAAGAAAGUGAGAGAACAGAAUGAGACGGAUAUCAAGCAUUUGAGGAAGUUGAAGCACCCUAACAUCAUCGCUUUCAAGGGUGUUUGUACUCAGGCCCCCUGUUACUGCAUCAUCAUGGAGUACUGUGCCCACGGACAGCUCUACGAAGUUUUGCGAGCCGGCAGAAAGAUCACACCACGAUUGCUAGUGGACUGGUCCACGGGAAUUGCAAGUGGAAUGAAUUAUCUGCACCUCCAUAAAAUUAUUCAUCGUGAUCUCAAAUCACCUAAUGUUUUGGUGACUCACACAGAUGCGGUAAAGAUUUCAGAUUUUGGCACAUCUAAGGAACUCAGUGACAAAAGCACCAAGAUGUCCUUUGCCGGUACAGUGGCGUGGAUGGCACCAGAGGUCAUACGCAAUGAACCUGUCUCUGAGAAAGUUGAUAUAUGGUCUUUUGGAGUGGUGCUUUGGGAGCUGCUGACAGGAGAGAUUCCUUACAAAGAUGUCGACUCUUCAGCCAUUAUUUGGGGUGUUGGAAGCAAUAGCCUGCACCUGCCAGUUCCUUCCACUUGCCCUGAUGGAUUCAAAAUCCUUAUGAAACAGACAUGGCAGAGUAAACCUCGCAACCGGCCUUCUUUCCGGCAGACGCUCAUGCAUUUAGACAUUGCCUCUGCAGACGUUCUUGCCACCCCCCAGGAAACCUACUUCAAGUCUCAGGCUGAAUGGAGAGAAGAGGUGAAAAAACACUUUGAGAAGAUCAAAAGUGAGGGAACUUGUAUACACCGAUUAGAUGAAGAGCUGAUUCGGCGGCGUAGAGAGGAGCUCAGGCAUGCUCUGGAUAUUCGGGAACACUAUGAGAGAAAACUCGAGAGGGCUAAUAAUUUAUACAUGGAACUGAGUGCCAUCAUGCUGCAGCUAGAAAUGCGGGAGAAGGAGCUCAUUAAGCGUGAGCAAGCAGUGGAAAAGAAGUAUCCUGGAACGUACAAACGACACCCCGUCCGUCCAAUAAUCCACCCCAACGCCAUGGAGAAGCUCAUGAAGAGGAAGGGCACGCCUCAUAAAUCAGGGAUGCAGACCAAACGGCCAGAUCUGUUGAGAUCUGAAGGUAUCCCCAGUACGGAGGUGGCUCCCGCUGCAUCCCCUUUGUCCGGAAGUCCCAAAACGUCCACCUCAAGCAGCAAGAGCCGCUAUCGUAGCAAGCCACGCCACCGCCGAGGGAACAGCAGAGGCAGCCACAGUGAUUUCGCAGGGAUCUUGAAAAACCAGCCAGCCCAGGACAGUUCACCCCAUCCCACUGACCUACACCACACUCAGUCCCAGUACCCUUCUCCCCAUCACCACCAUCCUCUGCAGCAGCAGUACCAGCAAGCCCCCCCUGCCGUGUCCCAGAGUCACCAUCCCAGACUCAGUAUGCACGGACAGGACAUUGCCACCUGCGCCAACAACCUGAGGUAUUUUGGCCCAGCAGCGGCCCUGCGGAGCCCACUCAGCAACCAUGCUCAGAGACAGAUGCCCGGUUCCAGCCCUGACCUCAUCUCCACGGCCAUGGCAGCGGACUGCUGGAGAAGCUCUGAGCCUGAUGCAGGCCCAGCUGGACCCUGGGGCUGUUGUCAGGCUGACCCUUACGACCCCUGCCUCCAGUGCAGGCCAGAACAGUGUGGGUCCUUGGACAUACCCUCUGCCGAGCCAGUGGGGAGGGGCCCCGACCUUUUCAAGUCACCAGCACACAAUCCCCUCUUGGAAGAGGCCCAAGGUUCCGAGAAAAUGGGAGAAAGGGAAUUCAAAGGCUGCAGGUCUGCGUCAUCCCUUGGCAUCCCUCACCACGUCACCCCCCCAGUGCUACCUCGAAACACAAGGCCCCUGCAAAAGAGUGGAGAUGACUCCUCAGAAGAGGAAGAAGGGGAAGUAGAUAGUGAAGUUGAAUUUCCACGAAGACAGAGGCCCCAUCGCUGUAUCAGCAGCUGCCAGUCGUAUUCGACCUUUAGCUCUGAGAAUUUCUCUGUGUCUGAUGGAGAGGAGGGAAAUACCAGUGACCACUCCAACAGUCCUGAUGAGUUAGCAGACAAGCUUGAAGGCCACCUGGCGGAGAAGCUGGAUGACCUACUGUCGCAAACACCAGAGAUCCCCAUUGAGAUAUCCUCGCAUUCCGACGGGCUCUCUGACAAGGAGUGCGCUGUGCGCCGCGUGAAGACACAGAUGUCUCUGGGCAAGCUGUGUGCAGAGGAACGUGGCUAUGAGAAUCCUAUGCAGUUUGAAGAUUCGGACUGUGACUCUUCCGAUGGAGAGUGUUCUGACGCCACGGUGAGGACCAAUAAACACUACAGCUCUGCUACUUGGUAAUGGAGGAAAACCCAUCCUGAAGAUCUCAUGACUAUACUGGCAUUUCAGAUCCUUUCCCCCGUCCCCUCCAGACUCUUUCCCCUCUCUCCUUGCUUUUUUGUCUGGGAAGAGAGCUGCCCCAUCUUUCUUACCCCUAGAAAUGAGCUGCAAUAACAGGAACAUGAGACUUCGCAAAUCUCUGGAAAAAAAAUAUCCAAAUGAAAUUAAGUCUCACUGAACAUUUCAAUCAAGAAUGGCAGGGAUCUAUUUUAUUGAAUAUUCUAGCUACUGUAACAUUGAUAUUUAUUUUUGUUUGACAUUUUAACACUUUGUACUGUAAAGAGUGAACUAUAUAUGAUAGAGAGAGACAAUAAUUUCUUGCAAAAAAAAAAAAAAGAGAGAGAGAGAGUGAGAGAUAAAGGAAGAAAGAAGUGGAAUUUAGGAACAACAUCCUUGGGAAUUUGUGGGGCCAGGAGGUAUUAUUGCUACUUGAACAGGGGACCAGUUCUUUUGGCCAUAAGUGACUGAAGAAGAGCCAGAGCAAGACAUAUUAUUUUGGAAAACAAAGAAAAACAAAAGAAAAACAAUUCCAGGUAACUUGUGAACAGACCACAUUAAGUUCAACCAGCUUGUCCACAUGGGUGAUGGAAAUUGUCUAGAAAAGAUUGGUGACCAGAUACUUACAUCCAAGGUCGUUGAGGGCAUGUGCUUCCUCCAGGAGGAAGAAGACAACUAUACCUGUGGAAGCUGAUUUCAUUUGAAAAAUUUGAAGCAGCAUUUUGUAGUGAGACUUACAGAUAGCAUCAGACCUUGUCUUUGACAAAUACUUCCCUUUUUAAUGCCUUCAUCAUCAUGACCUUGACCAAUGUGUGACCUUGACCAUUGUGUUGAUUUUUCAGACUCAAGUGCCAUUUUCUUGUAGCCUAUUUCCUUUCCACCUGUUGACCACUUCCUUUAGGAAGAAGGGUGAGGGUGCUGAUUUAAGAGAGAGAGGAGAUUUACAACAGUAUUUGAAAAGCAAAUGUGGAAUUAAUGGAAGUACAUUCUCACAGUGUCUCAGUUGAGCUUCAAGCAGAAGAUGAGACUGCCCCUCUGUGGAGCCCGGUUGCUUGUCUACUAGAGUCAUAUUGAUUCAAACAGAACACACUUUGAAGGCAGCUAGCAUGUGUGUGAGUCUGUCCAGUGUCCAACCCCAAACCAUCCCCCUUGUUUUCAUUUAUUAACUCAUCCUAUCCGGGAAGCUUUAGUGCGUGGCUACCACUAGCAGCAUAAAGGCAAAACAAGCAUCUUGCAAAAGGCAACCCCUUUCCCACCACAACAGCAUUUUCAUUAAAUGCAACUUGUAAAAUGUACU